Castor canadensis (American beaver) is the source of this 3134-nucleotide messenger RNA. It is a transcript of the gene Pxylp1, whose product is annotated as 2-phosphoxylose phosphatase 1. Gene Ontology annotation, molecular function: phosphatase activity. NCBI's taxonomy places the organism in Eukaryota, Metazoa, Chordata, Mammalia, Rodentia, Castoridae. Gene Ontology annotation, cellular component: Golgi apparatus. The record is from RefSeq and is a predicted model, not a curated record. Gene Ontology annotation, biological process: glycosaminoglycan biosynthetic process; chondroitin sulfate proteoglycan biosynthetic process; dephosphorylation.
GGAGCUGGCAGCGGGUGGCCAGCCGGGUGCAGCGGCGGAGCCCGGGCCGGGCCGGGCCCACGGGCGGACCGGUUCCUGAUUUGAGAUGAAACCAUGAAGAGAAAAUAAAAGACACCAUAAUGCUUUUCCGCAAUCGCUUCUUGCUGCUGCUGGCCCUGGCUGCCCUGCUGGCUUUCUGAGCCUCAGCCUGCAGUUCUUCCACCUGAUCCCCGUGUCAGCAGCUAAGGAUGGAGUGAGCAGCAAGAGUCGCAAGCGACUCAUGCCCAACCCGGUGACGGAGCCCCCUGUGACGGACCCAGUCUAUGAAGCGCUUCUGUAUUGCAACAUCCCAAGUAUGGCCGAGCGCAGCAUGGAAGGUCACGCCCCCCAUCACUUUAAGCUGGUCUCUGUGCACGUGUUCAUCCGCCACGGAGACAGGUACCCGCUGUACACCAUUCCCAAAACAAAGCGGCCAGAAGUUGACUGUACUCUGGUGGCUAACAGGAAACCCUACCACCCCAAACUGGAAGCUUUUGUUAGCCACAUGGCAAAGGGACCUGGAGCCUCCUUUGAAAGCCCCUUAAACUCCCUGCCUCUCUACCCCAACCACCCGCUCUGUGAAAUGGGAGAGCUCACGCAGACAGGAGUCGUACAGCACUUGCAGAAUGGCCAGCUGCUGAGGGACAUCUACCUAAAGAAACACAAACUCCUGCCCCAUAACUGGUCCACAGAGCAGCUGUACUUGGAGACCACGGGGAAGAGCCGCACCCUGCAGAGCGGGCUGGCUUUGCUCUAUGGCUUCCUCCCAGAUUUUGACUGGAAGAGGAUCUACUUCAGACACCAGCCAAGUGCCCUCUUCUGCUCUGGAAGCUGCUACUGCCCGGUGAGAAACCAGUACCUGGAAAAGGAGCAGCGCCGGCAGUACCUCUUCCGGCUGAAGAAUGGCCCCCUGGACAGGACGUACGGGGACAUGGCUAGGAUCGUGGACAUCCCCAUCAAGCAGCUGCGCGCUGCCAACCCUAUCGACUCCAUGCUCUGCCACUUCUGCCACAAUGUCAGCUUCCCCUGUACCAGGAGCGGCUGCAUCGACAUGGAGCACUUCAAGGUGAUCAAGGCACACCAGCUGGACGACGAGAGGGAAAGGCGCGAGAAGAAACUGUAUUUUGGGUACUCGCUCCUGGGUGCCCACCCCAUCCUCAACCAAACCAUAGACCGGAUGCAGCGCGCCGCCCAGGGCAAGAAAGGUGAGCUCUUCACACUCUACUCUGCUCACGAUGUCACUCUGUCACCAAUUCUCAGCGCCUUGGGCCUUUCAGAAGCCAGGUUCCCCCGGUUUGCAGCCAGGCUGAUCUUUGAACUCUGGCAAGACAGAGAAAAGCCCAGGGAACACUCCGUCCGGAUCCUGUACAAUGGCGUUGACUUCACAUUCCACACCUCUUUUUGCCAGGACCACCACAAGCGGUCUCCCAAGCACAUGUGUCCCCUGGAGAAUCUGGUCCACUUUGUCAAAAGGGACAUGUUUGUGGCUCUUGAUGGCAAUAGUACUAAUUAUUAUGACGCUUGUCACAGGGAAGGGGCCUAGGGGUUGGGCACUACAGAGCCUCUGCCCUGCUCGGGGCACUGUCUCUUCGCUGAGGAAGUACCAGUGGACUUGGAGAGGCUGAAGGCUGUGAUCGCGGCUCAGAUGGUCUGGGUGAAGAGAAAACCCAUCAGUUACUCUGCACAAAAUGGUCAGGUCCCAGAGGAAAGUAAGGACCUUAUUACAGCCCGACAGUUCUUAGAAUGCCAGAAUCACUUUCGGUACCCAAAGCUGCCAAUCCAAAUUUGUAUGCUUUUAGCCUGCCAUGGAACCAGCACACGUCAGCCAACAUCUCCUUAGUCUUGGACACUUUUGACCUGGCCCUUUCUUGUUCAGUGGAAAAAAUUUCCCAAAGUGAUUGGGGGUUAGCAGGGCUGGCCGAGGGGCUCAAGUGGUAGAGCACCUGCCUCGCAAAUGUGAGGCCCUGAGUUCAAAUCCCAGUACCGCCCUAAAAUGGGAGUUAGCAAACUCUUUCUGUACAGGGAUGGAUGGUAAAUAUUUUAGACUCUGCAGACUCAAAAGCCACACACAGUGUCUGUCACAGCUACUCAACUCCGCUGUAGUAACGUGAGCAACCACAGGCCACAUGGAAAAAAGUGAGUGUGGCUGUGUUCACAGUCCGAACAAAACAGGUGGUGGCCAACUUUGGCUCAUAGGCCGUAAACAAUUUGCUAGUCCCUGAUUUUUAAAACAGGCUCUAGUACAGUUCUGUGAGGACCAGUCCUAAGAUUUAUUCUGUGGUUCCUCCAGGAACUUCCACCAGAAACAGAAUUUGGUCUGUACCUGACACGAUAGCAGAACUCGAGGGGAAGUAAACAUCGAAGAGAGCGAACCACAGACAAAUGUUAGAAUAACACUUGACGUUGGUGACGAUUGUGGUACAGGAUAGUUAUAAGUACGUUUGAUAUAUUUGUCUGUUGUGGUCUAUUUGCUGUAUAUCUGAAAUUUUUGUAUUUAGUAUUUUUAUAGUCUAGGAAAAUAUUUUCUGAGACCAGUUUUAGAUGUGCUCUUAUUUCUAGGUGAAAUUAUUCUAUUUACUGUAUCUGCUGGCUGGUUGAAAGCAGGCCAGAAACUAAAUUCAGGUACUUUUCCCAGUAAUAAUGAUGGCUCAUUCCUUUUUGACAAACCCUAGAUUUGGAUCAAUUUUUAAACCUUUUCAUCAGUUUCAAAUGGCAAAUUCCAACUGAUUUUUUAAAUAGAUUUUUAGAAGCACUUUGCUACUAGAUAGUUAAAUAAGCUUUCUAAGGGAUUUUCUAUAUUUGAAAACAUCGUAAUUAAAUCUGUGAUUUCUGAAGCAAUGGUGCUAGUUCUCGAUAAAGAAAUGUAACCUUCAAGUGUGAUUCUCCAGCCGCUGGCUUCUGACCUUCUCUCUUCCUUUCUGUGCAGUGUUGCAUUUGAACUUGUCUGUCUCUAUAAAUAAAUUUUUGAAGAAUACUUGCCCUGUACAACUAACGGCGUGUACCGUGAGACACUGGCGUUCUUUUCAAGUAAGAAACAAUAUUUUUAAACUUACCUUGACUGCUUUGUUUAAUGCUGAAAACCGUGUUCUCUCUGGAGUAUUUAAAGCCUGUUCUUG